AUGACGGUGAUUGGGCAACGUGAAUACGCUGUCAGGCCUACGAGAAGACCCUCCGAGGAGCUUCAGACAGGGCAGCCCUUGGAUAUAGUCGUCCAACAGUUCGACGAAUUCAUCCGAUCACUCCAAGUGGACCCCCACUCGCCCCUCUUCAGGCUCGUGACCGACGGACAGCCGCCUCUCAGACAAUGCCUCCACCCAGAGGCGUGCGGAAAGGAGAUCAAUCUGCCCACAUACUACGCGCGCUUCCACGACCUGCGCAAGGAGUAUGUGAGGGCGUACACCCUGAGGGCGGUCGCCACCCCCCGAGCGCCGGCACCCCCUCCCCCGCCACCAGACCACCCCUCCACGCUGCUCGACAUGCUCAACUAUUUAGGUAUAACUCCAUACAGCGGGGACAACUUUUACGCAGCCGAAGUGAAGGACAUGGCAAGCAUCAUACAGAGGAUAAUCUCGGACGGUUUUCGAUUGGAGCUACCCGAAACAAUCGACCUUGUUUUAGAGACUGGAAUUUGCCGUGACGUCGUCACUCGUGGAGUCACUCUCGACUCUUGCCGAGCGCAUUCUUGCCCCGUCCGCCGUGCAGUGCGGACGUCUCACGCGUUGCAAAGCACGGUGCUUAUCGCGCGCUUCACGCUUUGUAACGCCACCUGCACGCCGCUCGUAAAAAUCCGUGGCGCGAUCGUGUCCCUGAGCCCGAGGCGCGGUGUUUGUUUGUUCUGUGAUAGCUGCACACUUUCGGGACUGGGCGCUUUUAUCGCUCCUCGACGGCAACUUGAGAUAAGGAGCUCAAAGGACGAUGAGAUAGACGGUAACUGCAUCGUGCGCGCCCGAGGUCUACCUUGGCAGUCGUCAGACCAGGACAUCGCCAAAUUCUUCAGAGGUCUAAAUGUCGCCAAGGGCGGCGUAGCGCUGUGCCUGUCGCCGCAGGGGAGACGGAACGGCGAGGCGCUGGUGCGUUUCGUGUCCCAGGAGCAUAGGGAUAUGGCGCUCAAGCGGCACAAACACCACAUCGGCCCCCGGUACAUAGAGGUGUACCGGGCGAGCGGCGAGGAUUUCCUGUCAGUGGCCGGCGGAGCCACAUGUGAGGCGGCCGCGUUCCUAUCGCGCGGCGCCCAGGUCAUAGUGCGCAUGAGGGGGCUGCCGUAUGACGCGACGCCGCAGCAAGUUCUGGACUUCUUCUCGAGCGGCGACGACCCGGUCCAAGUGCUCGACGGGUUGGAGGGAGUGUUAUUCGUGCGGAGAGCCGACGGCAGGGCGACUGGGGACGCGUUCGUUCUCUUCUCCAAGGAGGAGGACGCGCCGAAGGCCCUCUCCAGGCACAGGAAGCUCAUCGGCGCGAGGUACAUCGAGCUGUUCCGGUCAACCACCGCUGAAGUGCAACAGGUGCUGAACCGGUCACUGGAGAGCCGAGCCAGCAGCGCCGGCACGCCCUCCGCCGCCAGCGCCCCGGCCGAGGGCCUGCUGCCGGUGACCCUGGUCCCCCAGCACGUCAUCACGUCGGGGACCGCCAAGGACUGCGUCCGCCUUCGGGGACUCCCCUACGAGGCGCAGGUGGAGCACAUACUUACGUUUUUGGAUGAGUUUGCGAAGAAUAUCGUUGUUCAAGGCGUCCACAUGGUCUACAAUGCACAGGGCCAUCCCAGCGGUGAGGCCUUCAUACAGAUGGACAGCGAAACAAGCGCCUUCCUCUGCGCCCAGCAAAAGCACCACCGCUACAUGACCUUCGGAAAGAAGCAACGCUACAUUGAGGUGUUCCAGUGCUCGGGCGACGACAUGAACCUGGUGCUGACCGGCGGCGUGACGCCGGCCACCUCGCCCAAGGUGCUAUCGCCCGGUACGUUGCUGUCCCCCCCUCCGGCGCCCGCGCCCCGGCUGCUCGCGCACCACAUCGCCCAACAGAGCCUCCUCGCGCGCCAGCACGAGAACCUCCUGCUCGCCUCCCUGCGCCCCCCCAUGACGCUGCUCCCCUACCCCCGCCCGCAGACGCCCGCGUACCCCCUCCCGAUGCUCCCCCAGCAGAUGCUGCCCGCGAAACGGACCUACGAGCGCGCCUUCAGCCAGGCGGACGCGGCCCCCGCCAAGCGGCCCUACACCGUCCCCCAGAUGGCGCCCCUAUCGCUCCCCGUCUUCUCGUACGGAGCGUCGGCCCCUAUAUUCUCCUACGCGAACACCAGCCCUAUGCUGUCGUACGCGAACGCACUACCUACGGCGGUCCCGACCGCGCUGCCGGCCGGCUAUGGGACCGCCCUCUCGGCCGCGCUGCCGCCCUCGAUGACGUCACCCUUCUCGGCGCUCUCGAUGUUCCCCACCUACCCGUACUACCCAGGCGUG
Iphiclides podalirius (scarce swallowtail) is the source of this 2331-nucleotide messenger RNA. The record is from the annotation of a GenBank genome assembly. Lineage: Eukaryota; Metazoa; Arthropoda; Insecta; Lepidoptera; Papilionidae.